AUGAGUUCUUCGGGUUCCCCUCCGGGGGAGGGACGAAAAGAACUACGCCAAAUCUCCAACAAUUCUCGAAAGAUCAAGAAGCCGCCACGGCCGCCGAAGACGGCGAAGACGGCGGCGCCGUCGCCUGUCGUAAGGUACGAAAAUGAGCCGAAGAUCAUCAAAGUAGAAACCCCCCAAGACUUCAAGUACAUCGUCCAACUCCUCACCGGCGACCCCAAUCGUCCGCCACCCCAAUACCCUUGUACUUCUAACGACCACGAUCCUCAGCCCCCGGACGACCGCCCACAGGGAAUUCUCUCCCCAACCCCCACUUCUCUUCCCCUCCUCGUUUAUCCCGAUGCCUUUACUCCGUCACCGUCUCCUCCGCCGCCGCUGCCGCUGCCGCUGCCACCAUCCUCGUCCGACCAAGAACUCUGCAUUUUUGAUUUACUAGAAGAAUGGGCAGAGCCGGCGGCAUUAUCGUCCUACCCUGUUGUUGAUUCACCGCCACUUCUGCCUCCGCCUCCGCUUCUGCCGGCGCCGGUGCCACCCGCUCCCAAUUUCAGAGUUCCUCCGUCUCCAUUUCGUACGUUGAAUACGGAAAUUCCGCCCAGUUUCAACACCCCUCUGCCUCCUUUGUUCUUCCCACCCAAUCAUUUUCCCCACAACAAUUAA
Molecule: messenger RNA, 654 nt
Organism: Benincasa hispida (wax gourd)
Lineage: Eukaryota; Viridiplantae; Streptophyta; Magnoliopsida; Cucurbitales; Cucurbitaceae
Source: RefSeq, a predicted model, not a curated record